CAUUUAUAACAAGAACGUGGCUGGGGAUCCUUUGCUUCAAGUUAAAACAACGACUUAAUAGCAAGCAAGGCAAAAUAAACACACCCUAUUCGACGGUUCGAUAUAAUACACGCGGAUAUUUUGCUGCCUUGCGUAGUCCUAAAUAAAACACGAUUGAAACACGAGUCUCCUGAACUGACCUCAGCAGGAAUGUAAAAGAAUAUUGGGGCUUGCUAUAAGUGUCUUGGCUUUCUUCCAACAGUUGUCUGUACAAAACGCGUUUUAGUUUCAUUCCACAACUAUUUUUGAAACAGUUCCUCGUAUCCUUAAUGUACCUUCAAUUGUCUAGUUAACAAUUAUUCCACGAGCGCGCGUUGGAUAUGAGAUGGAUGGUAGCCAACGAGGCUCGUAGUGCGGAGUUGGCUUUUAUCAUGUCAUAUCCAACAAGCGCGAGUGGAAUAAUUGUUUUAUUAAAAACGUCCUAAAAUAUAGAAAACUAAACUAAAAUAAAAAUAAAAACGACCCAAAAAAUCACGCGUACGCUUGCCAUAUUUAGCUGUAUUUGAGUAAUGGCUCAUAACCCACGAUGGCUAAGCCAACAAAAACUCUCGAAUUGUAUUAUCCAAUGAUCCAGUCUUUAAUAAUUUUCCUUAUCCAUACGUUCUAUUGUUUUCUGUUGAAUAAAGUGGAACGCUUUAUCUUGUGGGUCUCCGUUAUGGGAUCAAAGAUACUGGCGCCACAAGAUCCUUGAGAAUUUUUAGCCAGAUCGUUGUCUUUACAUUGUGUUUGUGAAGGAAGCUUUAUUCCCACUCUGACUUUCCACUCAAAUGUAUAUAUGGUUCCAGUAAAUUGUUCAAGGGGUCCUUCAAAUCUGCCUUGAGCAUCUUUGUUUUUAGAGGGUAGUGGAAUGUUCUUUUCGCUUCACGGAACAGAAACCCGUUGUUAGACGCAGGAUGUGUGGGUUGUUUGACUUGUGAGAAAUGCUUUUUGUUUCGUUUCCGGCAAAUUCAGUCAGGAAGUACGCAACAGCCGUGUUAAAAUGACAUUAUGUAUAUCAUCGAACAUCUGGUCAGUGCAUUUUUGGAUUGUUGGCACCAAGGCAAAACCAAGCAGACGAAGUUCAUAAGAACUUGUCAAACUAUCCGAAGACUAUAUUGGAAGCAGUUACCAUGAAGCCAGUUUUCAGAGGAACUUUUGUGAUUAUUGCCAUACUGAUAUGUCUUGCUGUAUGAACACAUGGAGAUGGCAUCAGGACAACCACGAAUAGAACUUGAGCCGCUGAAAGAUAAAACAAGAAGUAAGAAGCUUCACUUUGGCCAAGGCAUAUUCAAUGGACUGCAAUGCUGUGUGUUAGAGGGUUACCCCUGCUAUGUCAACUCAGAUUGUUGCAUGAAGACCUGUAAACCCGUUUCCAGUGUUGCUUUAGUUACAAAGAUCUGUAACAGCAGUACUUCGACUGAAGAAUCUACAGACAGUACAAGAAGCAAACAGUCUCUCUUACCCGAGCUGAUCGACCUGCAACAGACUAAGAAGACAGAGAAGCUAAACUUGACUCGAGCGUAUUCAGUCACUGCAAACAUAUAGUACUGUCAAAUAAAAUACAUUGCACCGCAUAAAGUGUAAAUCUUUUGCCGGUUUUAAUACAAUAAAUUAUGUUGUGGCUGAACAAUAUCGUUAUCGUAGUAAAAUGACUUCAGUUAAGACUCACAGGAUGAGGUACACUGAAGUGGCCGUACACAAUCCACUGAAGAGGAAUCUAGAAAAAUGAAUUAGCAAAAAACCCAACACAAAACAUCAAGUCACUUGAAGUACGAGGGGCUUUCACUCUUAUUUAACACACACAAGCUAUCACAUUUAUACUUUCCAUUCACUGAAUGCUGUAAUACCGGCUAAACCCAAUAUACAAUUAGAUUAAAGACAAGUUCCCACCUAUUAUGGCUUUCUUAUGGUAACUUAUAACACCAACAAGAAGUGCGAAUUUCUGCUGACAGAUUAAUUGAAGUGAAAUCAAUCAAAACGAUCUGAGCACUCCUCUGACUAGAAGUGUUGCUGGGUGACAAAAUUAAAUCAAAAUGUUGAGAUUGCUCCUUGAAAGUCUUCCAGAAAAAAAAAAAAACAACAACAACUGGUGUCCAGUGCGGGAUAAAAACGAAAGGGUAAAGUCAAUUCCAAUGCUAUGAGUUGGAGGAGUCACUGAGAUGGCUCAUGACUACGGAUGGCGUUUAACCGCAGUUUCAGUAGAAUGAAGUGGUUAGGAGUAUUGCUACUCCCCUCUGGAUGGGAUGCUACUGAGUCUAUCGCAGGAUUACCCCAGCAUUCUGUCUUGUCAGGUUGCCUCAAUGAUUUGCCAGUGCCCAUUUAUAGGCGCUGUGAGGGUAAGGUAUCUUGCCCAAGAACACAACACUGUUACCCUGGCCAAGGCCCGAAUCUGGCUCGCUCGAUCCGGAGACUACUGCACUAACCAUUAGUUCAGUGACGAAUAAAGUACAGCUGAGUCUAGCUAAUUUGAACUCGGCAAUUUCGAAUUCCCCGUUAUUUUGAACUCAAAGCCAUUUCCCUUGGAUUUGGCCGUCAUUCAAUUACUAUUGUCUAUUUCGAGCCGCCGCCAUUUUCAAACUAUAUUUUUGUUUCCUAAGAGUUCUAAAUAGCGGGCUUCAACUGUAUUAAAUGUAUUCAACAUUUUAUGAGUUCUUUCAGCUUAAUUUUAUUCGUAUUAUGACAUUUAAAAGAAUGAUUAGCGCAGAGUGGGCACUUUUGUUAACUUCUUGGUUCAGAGUGUGACAGGGGAGCAAAUAUAGAGAGUCUAGAUGGGACUUAACUGUAGCUAAGAAUUGGCCAACAUUUUUUAAGCGUUAACUGAGAACUGCUGCGUUUUUAUCUGAUAGUUGAGAUUUGAAUGGGUUGAAAAUUUAACUGAUAACUGAGACUAGACUCUUGAUAUAGUAACAACAAGCUUAACUCAACUGAGAGUCAAUUUAAAUAUAAUUUAUUUUAUCCU
This is a messenger RNA of Orbicella faveolata, 2977 nucleotides long. RefSeq lists its product as uncharacterized. The record is from RefSeq and is a predicted model, not a curated record. NCBI's taxonomy places the organism in Eukaryota, Metazoa, Cnidaria, Anthozoa, Scleractinia, Merulinidae.